This is a messenger RNA of Varroa destructor (honeybee mite), 2520 nucleotides long. Its product is annotated as tetratricopeptide repeat protein 27. Gene Ontology annotation, molecular function: protein binding. The record is from RefSeq and is a predicted model, not a curated record. Lineage: Eukaryota; Metazoa; Arthropoda; Arachnida; Mesostigmata; Varroidae.
UGACAAAACUGAUGAGUAUUUUCUCGCGUUCACCAAUGUUCAGUGCUUUGUGAACACAUAUUCUUUCGUUCUUGUAUAUUUCCUAAGUUUCAUUGGGUAUACAAAGAAAUGUGCAAACCUGUAAAGACAAUUCAGCCCGAGGAGAUCUGUCUCCUGUGUCUUCACGAAGAGAGAUCAACAGCCAACGAAGAAUUUAAUACUGUCGUUUCGUUGUUGCGCGAGGGAAAAUUUCAGCAAUUAUUUCAACUUCCGUGGUUCUCCAUCUUUCGUCAUGAUAACCUGCAAGGUUUCUCUAAACAGUUACAGGAGAUUAUUCCGAAACUGGAGAAUGCCGCUGUUCGGCUACUCUCAUCAGCUGUGGCUUUUCUCUUUUACUUCAUUCAGCAGAACUUUAUUGGGCCAAUCAACACCGAGGAGAUUACUUCCACACUGUUUCCAAGUUCAAAGCAGGUGUCGUGUUUGAGUAUCGAUGGGGAGGACGCGUACCAUUUAGUCAAGGCACCGGUGGAAUUGUUUAUAGCUAGAGUAAUUUUGGUGGAAUUUGCAGCCAAGCUUAGGUUAGCUACUUUCCACGUAUGGAGACAGCGAUACGCUGUUAUCCACCAACGGAUACUUUCUGAGCGUGUCGGCUCAUUACAGGAAAUCGUCAAAGAAAGCACUACUGAACUGGAGAAGAGCACUUUUGAGAAUUAUCCCGAACUAUGGACGGAAAUUCGUCUUGAAAGUGCUAUGGCAAAUCUUGAGUUUUUCCAAAUUGCCACAACUGAAGAGCUCCUCAUGAAUGCUUCAGAAAGGAUGGGUCUAAAGGCUGAACUAGGUGGAGCUCUCGGUACUAGAACUCAUUUUCAAACAAAUUCUAUUGCGCAACUAGUGCUCAAAAUUCAGCGGACUAAGCCACUUGACAAACCAAUUUCAACAACUUCGUACGCCGAAAACAAUUUGCCAAUCGACGUUGCCUUGCAAGAUGAUACCGUUAUGGACCGUACGAAAUUCGACGAAGAACAGAAUGACUGUACUUUAUCGUGUAGUGAGCAGGCUCUUAUUCUAGCUAUGUCAAUGCUUAAAAAACGCUUGAAUGCCCCCGAGGAGUUGCUCGAUGAAGAAGUAAUGGUUUAUUUAGAUAGAGUUCUUUCUCAACCAAAACUAUGGACAAUACAAUUCAGCGCGCUAUUUCAAAGGUCGGUUCUAGAAUGCAUGAAAAGCCGAAAGGUAGAACGCGCCCUGUCGCAGUAUCAGACGCUUGUGAACUCGGUUUCAAACGGAAGUCCAGCAUUUGGGUUGAGAAGUCAUAUGUUCUUUCUGUUGAAGUUUCCCACUACGUGGAAGCUAGAAAGGAGUCUUGCAAAUGGGUACAUUUCAUUAGGACUCACGAAGUCUGCCUUAGACAUCUACCUUCGACUGGAGCUGUGGGAGGAGGUCGUUGAAUGCUAUCAAAGAUUGCAAAGAAACGACCGUGCGAAAGCUAUUAUUACAAAAUUGCUUCAGGACGAAGAGACACCUUAUCUGUAUUGCCUUCUUGGCGAUGUUACUGGUGAUCCUCUGAAUUACCAAAUGGCUUGGAAGCUUUCGGGGGAAAGAAAUGCCAGAGCUAAACGAUCUUGGGGCUCUUACCAUUUCCAGCGCAAAGAAUAUGAAUAUGCCAUUCCACAAUUUGAAGAAUCACUCGAACUUAAUCGAUUACAUCAGCGCACGUGGCAACAACUAGCAUUUGCGUACAUGGAAACGGGACGUUUUGAAAAAUGCGUACAAGCCUACAAACAUGUGGUUAAUAUUGACAGUGAUAACUUCGAAGCGUGGAAUAACAUGGCCAAGGCUUACAUUUCGCUCGGUGAGAAAAAAAAGGCGUACAAGGUUUUGCAGGAGUCGAUAAAGUGCAACUAUGAAGACUGGCGGAUUUGGGAAAAUUACCUUCUUGUAUCGAUGGAUGUGGGUGCAUUUGAUGAGGUUAUCAAAAGUUGGCACCGUCUUAUUGACAUCAAACAGAAGCAUUCCGAUCCGAAAAUUGCGCACCUUCUAGUGCAGGUCGUUAAGGAGGACAUAAAAGACUUCGACGGUAAACCCGCGUCUGCAUACUUGCGUCCUAAACUAUUUGAGCUGUUCGGUAGGGCAACAACCGGAGUGACGAAUGACGCUGAACUCUGGGCAGCUUAUGGCGAUCUGUAUUUUGAGAGUAAGCCGCGCGAAGGCAUGAGCUGGUCAGAUCACGCACAUAAAAUGGUUUCGUGCUAUCAGAAAAGCUUGCGUUGCUAUACGCAGAAAAAAAAUUGGGACAAAGACGCUAAUACGACAUUGCAGAUUAUCGGAAACUGUCACAAUGUGUGGUCCCAGUUGCAGAAAUUAGCAAGCCGCGUGUCAACCGAGGAGAAGCGUCGUCUAGAAGAAUCUUUGAGGAUGACGAUACGGAACAUAAUUACAAUGGCUAAACGGGGCAUUGACUAUUAUCUUGAGGACCAGCAAGAUAGCAUCGCUCAAAGAACGGAAGAACUUGAGUAUCUAAUAAAGCCGUGAGAAAUUAUUCGA